Molecule: messenger RNA, 1260 nt
Organism: Eleginops maclovinus (Patagonian blennie)
Lineage: Eukaryota; Metazoa; Chordata; Actinopteri; Perciformes; Eleginopidae
Product: zinc finger protein 862-like
Exons: 5
Coding region: 184-1260 (358 amino acids)
Source: RefSeq, a predicted model, not a curated record
AAUUGAUGAGUCCACAGACAUCUCUGUGACAAAACAGUUAGAUCUCCUUGUCAGGUACAGUAGUGGUCUUCUUCUUAUUUUUUUUUAAAUGGGUCAUGAUGAGGUCUUCCUGAAUGUGUAACAAAACCAGGUAAGGCUAAUUGUUUUUGUAAAUACUCCAGGUACACAGACAAGGAAGGACGGAUGUUCUGUCAAUUCCUGGAUCUUGUAUCUAUUCCAGAUGGCACAGCUAUAACUAUAGCUGAAGCUGUGAAGGAGGUCAUCAUAAGAAAAGAAAUACCUCAGGACCGCAUCUUUGGCCUUGGCACAGAUGGAGCCGCAGUGAUGACCGGAAGAAGGAACGGCACAGCAAAAUUGCUGACUGACUCCUGGCCAGCAUUAGUGUCAGUGCACUGUGCUGCUCAUCGCCUUGCACUAGCAUGUAAAGAUGCAGCAGAUGGAGUGCCAUAUAUGAAAAUAUUCAGAAAGCACCUACAAGACCUGCACCUUUAUUUUAGGAAUAGUGCAAACCGCACCAGCGCUCUAAAAGCAGCUGCAAGUGUGCUUGGAGUAGAAGACCUGAAAGUCACAGAGGUUAAGGACACUAGGUGGCUAUCACAAGAGAAGGCCAUUUCAAAUCUUCAAAGAAAUCUACCUGCAGUGCUUGCUACACUAGCUGAGGAGGCAGAAUUAAAAAAGGACCCUGUGGCACGGGGGUUGUACACCUACUGUGCAACUUACAGAUUCGUUGCAGCUGUCCACCUGCAAUCGGACAUCCUGCCCUACCUGGCGCAGCUUUCAAAAUUGUUCCAGAAGGAAGAUAUCAAUUUCAUGGCAAUCAAGAACCAUGUUCCUGUUACCAUUGAGACAUUGAGAAUAAUUAAAGCAGCAGGUGAACGGCAACCCGAGGGCUCCUUUCUAGCUCAGGUUGAAGAGAAGGUGGCCAAUCUGAACAUCAGUGCCGAAGAAGACAGGGUGAGGCGUGGGACAGCUCUUCCCACCGACACCUUAUGGGCACGUUUUCAGACACAAGUCAUGGAGCCUUACAUUGACGGACUCAUUGAGCACCUGGAGCUGAGGUUCCAGCAGCUUGGGAUUCUUGGUGCCUUUAGUUCCCUGGGACCACAAGGACCACAAGCUGAUGAGAGUCGUGCCAUCUCAGAUCUACAACUGCUGGCCAAGCAGUUCCCUCCCAUCAGUGAGAUGGCACUUCUCCAAGAGUGGCAGAGCUACAAAGUCCUAAUAACAACCGUAAUACUGAAAGUGAGUGAUAGUCAUUAA